AUGCAGAGGGGACGUAGAAUAGCACAACUGAUUGAAGCCAUGGACAAUCGACCACCUGUAGAUUCUAUAGACACAUACCCUUGGUAUAAUCCCAACAUGAUUUUAGUACAUGACGAUCUCAAACCGAUAUAUUAUCCAUUGUCGGUAGAUGAUCAAACAUACGAGUUUUUGAAUACCUCAAUCAGCUUAAGCCAGAACUUUUGUCUUCAAGUAAGUUGGUUUAUCUGUUAUUUUUAUAGUUUUAGGUAUUUUAUGGAAUGUGCACUAUAUUUCUACAAACUAUAACUACAAAAACCACGAUAAACGGGAUCCUGGGACGUGGAAGGAUGUUCGUGUUUUCUUCUGAACAAAUCGGAGCUUUUCUAGGAGCAGAUACAGGCGGUUGGGACCGUUCUGAGAAAUCUGUAAGGAUUUACAUUGGUUUAGGUAUAAUAUUCCAUGAACAAAUAAUUUUUGUUAUAAAGUUAUUUGUAUAAGCAAUGCUUGUUGCCUGUAAUAAACUUUUUUUAGGUGAUUGAUCUUGGAGCAGGCGAUGGGUAUGUUACAAAGAACUUUUCUCCAUAUUUUAGCAAGAUUUAUGCUACAGAAGCAAGCACCGUAAGUUAGUUUACACUUAACUCUCUGGCUGCCUAAAAUGAUAAAGCUUUUCAUAUCUCGUAUUUUUUUAAAAGUAUGAUCAACAUAUGUUUUAAUUUCCUAACCGGCCAUAUAUUUUUUACAUUUUACUAUUCAAUUUUAGGUAAUGGAGUACCGUUUACGUCAGAAAGGUUUUGAAGUGCUUCCAAAAGAUGACUGGACGUCAAAAGGACCAUUCAAUUUGAUUUCAGCCCUAAACCUCUUGGAUAGAUUCUUUGAUCCUGCCAAGUUGUUAAGAGAUCUUUUUUAUGUUGCCAAAAGAGACAAAUGCAUGGUACUAAUGGCCAUAGUACUCCCAAUCAAGCAGUAUGUUGAGUUUCAUCCAGAUGGCAGAAGGAAGACAAAAGCUGGUAGGUUAUUUAUUUUAUGUUUUACAAGAAGUUAAUCUUCUACAAUUUGGUAACAUCCAAUAUCGUUUUUAGACACCGUGAUUAAUGUAUUUGGAAGGCAUUAUGAAGAACAUUUGAACACGUUUGUUACAAAUGUUUUGAGGCCAAAUGGAUUUGAGCUGGUCAGAUGGGCAAAGGUACCUUACCUAUGUGAAGGCGAUGCUAAUGGGGUAUGUCAUAUUCGAAUUUUUUGAACUUUAGAAACUGAUUGUGUCUUUUCCAUUAGCUUACGCGAAACUAUACCAAAAAUACCUAGAUGACACAUUAACGAUUCAAAAUCCAUCGCUAAACUAAACUUUUAAGGCUUACUAUAAACUAGACGACGCUUUGCUGCUUUUGAAGCCCAUCGAAUCGUUUACUCAAGCUGAACCUCAUCCUCACACAAACUCUCAUGUGAUACACGAGCUAUGA
Messenger RNA from Bursaphelenchus okinawaensis, 1436 nucleotides. NCBI's taxonomy places the organism in Eukaryota, Metazoa, Nematoda, Chromadorea, Rhabditida, Aphelenchoididae. The record is from the annotation of a GenBank genome assembly.